Cydia amplana is the source of this 6224-nucleotide messenger RNA. Its product is annotated as HEAT repeat-containing protein 5B. The transcript has 39 exons. The coding region runs from base 28 to 6219 and encodes 2063 amino acids. The record is from RefSeq and is a predicted model, not a curated record. Gene Ontology annotation, cellular component: membrane; Golgi apparatus; endocytic vesicle. Gene Ontology annotation, biological process: endocytosis; retrograde transport, endosome to Golgi; intracellular protein localization. Lineage: Eukaryota; Metazoa; Arthropoda; Insecta; Lepidoptera; Tortricidae.
AAAACAACUGUUAUAGUUUGCAGAAUCAUGGAGGUAUCACACUCCCUUACCCUGAACGAAACGGCGCUGCAGCAGCUGCCUGAUGACAAGAAACCACAUUUCAUCUUUGAAUGGCUCCGAUUCCUUGACAAAGUUCUUGUGGCGGCUCAUAAGUCUGACAUCAAAAGCUGUCAGCAAAAGCUGGUAGCACAACUAGUGAAUCUCCUCCGAGAAAACCUGGGUUCUCCGGCUCGACAGCUGCUUGCUCGCUGUCUGGCCACACUCUUCUCUGUUGGAGACACCUUCUUACUGUUUGAUACUGUCAACAAAUGCAAUGAUAUCAUUAAAGUUAAAGAUGACUCACCUUCUUACUUGCCAACAAGACUAGCUGCAAUAUGCUGCUUAGGGGGGAUGUACGAGAAACUGGGUCGGAUGAUGGGGCGUUCUUACGAGGAGACAGUGACGACUCUAGUCAGGUCACUGAAGAGCGCUGAGUCGCAGACAAGACUGGAAAUCAUGAAUACAUUGGAAAAGAUUUGUGUUGGCAUGGGCUUAGCCGCGCCCGGGGCCUUGCGAGAGGUGUCUCGGGCCGCGCGCGCAGCGUUGCUGUCAGACCGCGCGCCCGCCGUCCGCGCUGCGGCGGCGAAUGCACUACGACACAUGCUGCCACUCAUGAAGCUGACUGCAGCAGACCUAGAUGCGAUAGCCGCGGCUUGCUUGAGAGCCGCGCAGCCGACUGACUACACGUUAAGAUGUGCGGUAUCAGAAUUGCUUGGCGCUUUAAUAGCGGCAACUCAAGCGGGCGAAACCUCAAAUUUGAACAGCAAACUCAAAGUGGGUGCACAGGCGGUGCAACAAAGCAAAAAGGACCCACCAAAGAACGUGGUAUCGUUAGACGAAGCGCUGAACCUUCUCAUGGGUGCUUUCUUAAGGGGCGGCACCUCUUUCUUGAAGGGCGAGCUUAUCAAGUCAGGAUCGGGUGUAAGCCGCGAGGUCCGCGUCUGCGUUACUCAUGCGUACGUGAUAUUCGUCCAGAACAUGGGCGGCGUGUGGUUGGAGCGUAACCUGACUACUUUCCUCACUCACGUGCUGGACUUGGUGGCGAAUCCCAAGGCCGCUAGCUCCCACGUCGACGCUGUUUAUUCCAGGAAAUGUAUAAACUACAUUCUACGCAACACUCUCGGUAAGAUGUUGGGCGAGAAAGCGCAGGCUUCGGCGUGCCGCGAGAUCAUUCAGAUCGUCAUCAAACAGAUGAACAGCAUCGACUUCAACCCGGAGAACGCCAAGGAUUGUAAUCAGGAGACACUGUUCAGCCAACAUCUGCUGGUAUGCGCGUUGAUGGAAGCGGGUGAGCUCACGCUGCAACUCGGUACUUCAGUUCAAAACCUCGUGUCUGAUACCUCGCUGAAUAUGAUCGACGCCAUAUUCGCGGUACUGGAGCACCCGUGCGUAGCAGCCCGCUUGGCCGGUGCGUGGUGCGUGCGGUGCGUGUGCGUGGCGCUGCCGUCGCAGAUCACGCCGCUGCUGGACAAGUGCGUGGACGCGUUGGACGCGCCGCGCUCGUCACCCACGCCGCAUCAUAUCUCUGGAUAUUCCGCAGCCCUGGCAGCAGUGCUGGGCUCAGUUCGUCUCUCCCCUCUCGGCGUGCCGCACGGCCGAGGCAAAGUGGCCUUCAACGCGGCUGAACAGUUGCUAAGAUCGGCCGGGCAAAGCAGUCGACUGACCGCUGCCAGGACUAAUGCUGGAUGGCUCAUCGUUGGAGCUAUUUGCACAUUAGGUGUUCCCGUGGUGCGUGGACUGUUGCCGCGAAUGCUGUUGCUCUGGAGGAACAGUUUCCCGAGAUCUGCCAAGGAGAUGGAGUCGGAGAAAGCCAGAGGCGAUGCAUUCACCUGGCAGGUUACAUUGGAAGGACGCGCCGGAGCGUUGUCGGCGCUCCACAGCUUGCUGAUCCACUGCCCAUCGCUGGUCAACAGCGACGACACUGCCAAACGGUUGACGCAGCCGAUAGACGGAGCGAUUGCCGUUCUUACAAAUGUUGGCGGUGUACUCCGCAACUACGGCGGUUCACUGAAAGCACCGGCAGCGCUGCUGAGACUCCGGCUGUACCAGGCCUGCGCGGCGCUGGGGCCGGGCUCGCAGCCCGCGGCGCCGCUGCUGCGGCUGCUGGCGGGCGAGCUGGCCGGCACGCCGGACCCGACCACCGCUAACCUAGCCACUGGUAUGCUGCGAAGCGCUAUGCAUCCCCAUGAUACGAUUUUGCUGGGAGACGAAAGUUGGAUCUACGACACAGAUCAUGCUGAAAUUGAAGAACAGCUGAUAUCGCCGCUCAGCGCUAGCGGCUCGGGAGCCCUAGAGCACGAUCCCUGUUGCUUGUACCGCGGUGGGGCGGCCGCGCAGCCGCUAGGAGUGGCGGUCAUCGACGCCUGUGUCGCACUCUUCCCGCACACGUUCGCCAGGGCUGCCAAUAAACACAGGCAACAAAUGUUGGAACACUUCACGGAGUGCAUCAAGAUGUCGAAGGGCACGCGGCAGGAGGCCAUACAAGUGAACGUGUACACCGCGCUGCUCCUGGCGUUGAGGACGCUCGCCGAGCAGAAGAGCUCGCUAGGGCAGGAUGCCGUUAAGACGGCUGCUACUGAACUUAUUAUUUCGGGCCUAUCAUCGGCCAGCAUUCCGGUCCGCGCGGCGGCGGCGUGCUGCGCCGGCCGGCUCUGCGGCUGCGUCACCGAGGCCGAGAGCCAGGCGAUCAGCGAGCGCGUGCUCGCGCUGACCCGCUCCACCGUGCGCGCCACCCGGGCCGCGGCCGCGGCGGCCGUGGGAGCCGUGCAGCGCGCGCGGGGGGGCAGCUCCGCGGCCGCGCUGCCGGCGCUGAGGGCCAUGGCGCAGGACGCGAGCGGACAGGAGGCCCAGGUAUGGGCACUCCACGCGCUCUCCGUGCUAGCCGAUGCCUCCGGACCCAUGUUCCGCAGCCACGUAGAGUCGACCCUGAACGUGGCCUUCAAGCUGCUGUUCACGGCGCCGCCCUUCCAAGAGGACCUGCAUCGCAGCGUCGGGAGACUGCUGUCUGCGCUGAUCACUGUUGUUGGGCCCGAGUUGCAGGGCAGUGCCGGAGCAACCGUGGGCCGCUUCCUGUGCGCGUGCGCGGCGCUCGGCGAGUGCGGCGGCGGCGGCGCGCGCGCCGAGGGCAUCGGCUGCCUGCAGCAGCUGCAGAUGUUCUCCCCCCGCCACGUCAGCGCGCACAUGCUCGUGCCCACGCUCGCCCGGGACCUCUCAAGCUCGGAGCUGGCGGUGCGCCGCGCCGCGCUCUGCUGCCUUCGCCAACUGUCUCAGAAGGAGGCCGCAGAAGUGUGCCGGUACGCGCUGCUCGCCAAGGACCACGUCCCUGCCCGCCCAUACUGUGGCGUGGUGAUCACCGAGACGGGCCUCCCCGGCGCCCUGUUCGCGUUCCUGGACACGGAGCGUGACGAGACGGCGCAAUCGCACGCGCGUGACACACUCACGUGCUGCCUGCUGGCCGCCGCCGCCGCGCGCAACGUGCGCGACUGGCUGGCGCUCGCCAAGCGAGUACUGACGGUCCGACUGGAGGACAGUAACAACCCUGACACGGACUUCGACGGCGAGGGCGACGACGAUCAAGCGGAAUUUCACGCGGACACGGACGAGUCCACGCAUCCUGCAGUCCAGUCGAGGUGGCCCACUAGGGUUUUCGCAAUGGAAUGCAUCCAGAAGAUAAUGGGUGCGUGUGAAGCGACAGGCGAUCCAGCGCACUUUGACCUAGUCAAGGCCAAGGAGAAACAACUCACUGAUCCUGACAGUGACUACCUGUCCCUGCACCUGUCGGACCUGGUGCGCAUGGCGUUCGUGGGCGCGACGGGCGAGGCGGACGCGCUGCGGCUGUGCGGGCUGGGGACGCUGCAGCUGAUCGUGCGCCAGUUCGCGCGCGCGCCCGAGCCCGACUUCCCGGGGCAUCUGUUGCUGGAGCAGUAUCAGGCGCAGGUUGGCGCGGCGCUGAGACCUGCAUUCUCCGGUGACACGGCAUCUCACGUGACCGCCGCGGCGUGCGAUGUGUGUUCCGCUUGGAUCGGCUGUGGCGUCGCUAGGGACAUCAACGACUUGAGAAGGGUGCACCAGUUACUCGUCUCGAGUUUGGACAAGUUGAACACAAAAGGCAACACUACACUCAUCUACAAUGAAAGUAUGGCUACGCUUGAAAAAUUAUCCAUCUUGAAAGCCUGGGCCGAGGUGUACAUAGUUGCAAUGGUAAGCAACGGCAGCGCGCCCGGCAGCUACAUCAAGCAGCUCGACAGCAAACCGAUUAACAAUCGCGCCGAAAUCGCAAAAUGGCGGAACCAGCUGCUUCGAACCAGCAGCCAGGUCGAAGACGUGGCCCCAGAGAAUGACGACGAUUACGGCGACUUCGAGUCCAAAGGCGAGAGCUUGUUGAAGUUGGUGGAACCUGAGCUGGAAAGCUUGGGCGAGAAUUGGAUCGCGGCGCUGAAGGAUCAUGCGCUGUUGAGUCUACCGCCAGAGUUCUCAUCCCAGCUGCCGCACGGCGGCGGCGCGUUCUACUCGGCGGAGACGGCAGAGGCGUCCCGCGCGCACUACGCCCGCGCGUGGCCUUCUCUGCUCUACGCCGCGGCCUUGAGAUACAACGCUAACGUCGACAAACCUGCUCCUACUGCUGAUAAAUCUGAAAAUACUUUAGACAAUAGGGCAAAUAAGACCGAAAAUGGAAACUUCGAAUUCUUCGAACCCGUUGACGAGAGAUUCCAUUUACUAUUUGGAAUAUGUAUGGAAGCCCUAUGCGCCCAGAGGGACAUGACCGUCGACAACACUAUCACUGUCCUGCUUUCGAUAGUCACUCUUUUGGACGCGCCCGGAAACAGGGCGAGGCUACUGAAGGACAGGGCUUUGGCAAUAGAGUUGUGUCAAAUAGUGCACCGCACCGGACUGACAUUAGAAAGCGUGGAAGCUCUGCUCCUUGUGGCUGACGUGCUGAAACUCAUCAUUGCCGGCGCUCGGGAGCAGUUGCAAGCAAAUAUGCAGGCCAAGAUCAAAGAAUUAGCACCAGACGAGCCAUCCAACAACAUCCCGGAGUCAGUCCUCGAAGUGGUCCACACGCUGGGCGAAGGCGGCCCCACGGGCGACCUGCCGCCCGGCAAGUCGCUCGUGUUCGCCUGCCUCGAGGUGUGCGUGUGCCUCGCCGUGCGCCGCCUGCCCGGCCUCAGCCCGAGGAAGCAGGAGGGGGCGGUCGGCGUCAUAGGCGUGCCGAGGGGGCUGGGCGUACAUGGGGACGCUCUGUUGGUCAGCACGUUGGCUGCCAUGGGGGAGUUGACGUCGUUAACUAGCCCGCAAGGCGCCCUAUCCCUCCUCCCGACGAUACUGUACCUGGCGCUGGGCGUGCUCGGCGAGUGCUCGGACGCGACGCUGGCCGAGGCGGCCGCGCUGCUGCUGCAGCAGGCGUGCGCCGCGCGCGCGCCGCGGCUGCUGCCGCACACGCGCGACCAGCACCAGCGUCUGCUGCACUCCACGCUCGCCAAGCUGCUCGAGAAGGUCAAGAGCGAUGAAGUCGGACAGCGCAUCGACCCAGUGAUUGGUGCGCGAGCUAUGGCGGUGCUGUUAAACCAAUCGGAGCCCACGCCUGCCUUGCACUACCCGUGCAUUAACCACUUCCGGCAGUGCCUCGAGACCAGAGACAACGAGGUGUUCGCGCAGUGCUGCGGCGUGGUCCGCACGGUGUGGGCCACGGCGGCGCCGUCGUGCGUGUCGUGGUGGGCGCGCGCGCUGGCGGCGCGCGUGGCGGCGCGCGCGGCGGCGGCGCGGCGCCCGGCCGACGCGGCGCACACCCGCGCCGCCGUGGCCGCCGUCACUGCGCUCGACGACCUGCUCAACGCUGCACCUGAACAUGCGCAGGGACCACAUCAAGGCAUCCAGCUGCUGUGGCUGGUGGUGCCCAUAGUGAUCUCGUACCUGGUGGAGAGUGGCGAACUGGCCCGCGCGGCGCCGCACGUGCGCGCGCUGCACGACUUCGCGCUCGCCUGGCUCGCGCGCCAGGGACCCAAGCACCCGCAGGAAUUCAAGACGAUGAUGUCUCAGUCGGCGGAGCUGCGCUGCAAGUUGGAGACGGCCGUGAAGUGCAGCCAGGCGGGCGCGCGCCGCGCGCAGCCGCGCCGAGUGUUCGAGCCGCGCGUCGCCCGCCCCACCAUACAACUCAAGACCGACUUCAGCGACUUUAGAUAAAUGCG